Molecule: messenger RNA, 1010 nt
Organism: Xyrauchen texanus (razorback sucker)
Lineage: Eukaryota; Metazoa; Chordata; Actinopteri; Cypriniformes; Catostomidae
Product: FXYD domain-containing ion transport regulator 6-like
Exons: 9
Coding region: 111-395 (94 amino acids)
Biological process (GO): regulation of sodium ion transmembrane transporter activity
Cellular component (GO): membrane
Molecular function (GO): sodium channel regulator activity
Source: RefSeq, a predicted model, not a curated record
GCAUAUCACACCGUUUUGAGGUGCUCCAAAAAUAGAGCCAUUUGCUGUUCGUAGCAACGGGAGACAGGAACAUGCGAGGGAUAUGAAAGUGAUCUUUUUGUUCAGACAAGAUGGAACUUUCUAUCGCUGCUGUGCUUUUGUCCUGGAUAGCACCAGCUUUGGGAUCAGCUUUUGGCAGGGAAAUGCCAGCAUACACAACGGAUGAAAUUCACGAGUAUGACAAGCCAUUUCAUUAUGAUUAUGAAUCUCUGAGAAUUGGUGGUAUGAUCUUCGCUGUCAUACUAUUCUUAAUGGGGAUAUUUCUCAUUAUCGGCCGGAAAUGUCAAUGCAGAGGGAACAAUUCAAAGCCAGAGGGAUUUGAUCCAGAGGCAGUCAGAGGAAGCAUGGCAUCCUAAGGAGAAAUAAAGUGGAGUGUCAAACAUUUUGGAGACAGCUAGCCAUUUGGAAGAAGAAAUGGCCAACUGAGGAUAUAGUCCUUCUCUAGUGUUCUUAAUUUUUAUUUAUUUAUUACAUAUAGUUGUUUCUUGGAUACAUAGGAGUAUGCGCUCCUUUAAAAAAUUAAAAUAAACUAUUGAUUCAGAGCUAGGACUAAUUUGUCAUUAUGUUUAAUUUAGCAGCUGAUCUGGAUCUCAAGAGAGUUUCUAGGUUUGACAGUUGUUGACAAUAUAUACACACUUAUGUACUUUUCAGCUCUCAGUGUAGUUUAUGAACUAUUUGGAUGUGCAGUGCUCAAAGGCUGAAGGAAAUUACCAGGCAUUACGAAAAUUUAGUAAAUUCUGUCCAUUUUGCAGAAUUAACUAAUCAAACUGUAGAGAACUGUAGUAAUAAAUUGAUUUCUAUAGAGUGUCUGUUAUAAAGUGCCAUCAUGAAAAUGAUGCAACAUUGUGCUUGGCAUCUGUCUCAAUCUGUCUCUCGUAUUCAGCCUGUCUUAUAAAUAGUUGACCUGUUAUCAGUAAUAUUAGUACAAGCAAUUUAGUUAUGCAGUGUUGCUGAUGGAGCAAUACAAUCUA